GGGGCGCAGUGUGCGCGUGCGCGCGGCGGGCGCAAUGGCUGCGCUCAGCGGACUGGCUGCUCUUCGUUCGGGGCGCCGUCUGUGGAAGCUUCCUGCGCGCCCGUCUUCAGGGCUCCCAGGCUGCUGGCUCCGGAGGGGCUACAUCGUGGGCCGCGCUGAGAGCCCUCCCACCUUUGGCUUACUGUUUGACAUUGAUGGAGUGCUGGUUCGAGGCCACAGAGUGAUCCCAGCUGCUCUAGAAGCAUUCGGCAAGCUGCUAAACUCCCAGGGGCAGCUGCGGGUACCUGUGGUUUUUGUCACAAAUGCUGGGAACAUCUUACAACAUAGCAAAGCUCAAGAGCUGUCAGGCCUUCUGGGGUGCAAGGUGGAUCCAGACCAAGUCAUUCUCUCGCACAGCCCCAUGAAACUCUUCUUGCAGUGCCACAACAAGCGGAUGCUGGUAUCUGGGCAGGGACCCCUGGUGGAAAACGCCAGAGCCAGAGGCUGGGUAGUUCAACAGUGGCAUCUACUACUAGAGAACCUGAGAACUCUAGCUGUCAGUCCAGUGUGUUUAACAGUCCCAGUCUGGCACUGCUCCUGGAGAGAGCUUCAGUACAUGCUGGAAUUCCUCAGACCUCUUAUGUCUGGGCCUCUUCCAAAAGUUCUGGUGGUCAAACCAGGGUUGUACCGGCUUGGGAAGUCUCCGCCGCUAAGCUACACCCCAGCCCGUGAUUUCUUUUUGGGAUCAUCAGUUCGAGGCCACUCAUUGACCACCCUUUGGAGUAUGGCUCUUGAGCACCCGAGGAAUGACUUCCCUGCCAUUGAAGGGAUCCUCCUUCUUGGGGAGCCAGUCCGCUGGGAGACAAACCUGCAGCUGAUUAUGGAUGUCCUCCUUAGCAAUGGGAACCCUGGGACCGGCCUAGGGACAGUUCCAUAUCCCCACCUCCCUGUCCUGGCUAGCAACAUGGAUCUCCUGUGGAUGGCUGAAGCCAAGAUGCCCAGGUUUGGUCAUGGCACCUUUCUGCUUUGCCUGGAAGCCAUCUACCGGAAAGUAACGGGCAAGGAGCUGAAGUAUGAGGGCUUGAUGGGCAAACCCAGCAUCCUCACUUACCAGUAUGCAGAGGACGUGAUCAGGCAGCAGGCUGAGAGGCGGGGCUGGUCUGCCCCCAUCAGGAAGCUCUAUGCUAUAGGUGAUAACCCUGUGUCUGAUGUCUAUGGUGCCAACCUGUACAACCAGCACCUGCAAAUGGCGAAGCGUGGAGAGGGGGAGUGUGGGACUGGUGGACAGCAGAAGCGGCGGCCUUCAGCAACCCAGAGCUGUGCCUCCAUCCUGGUAUGCACGGGCAUACACAGUUCUCAGGACCCAGGCUCCGAAGGGGCACAGCUUCCAUUCCACGGCCACCGAGACUUCAGCUUCAGCCCAGAGCUCCUCAAGGCUUCCCACGUCGUUGAUGAUGUGGAUGAAGCUGUGCAGCUGGUUUUCCGCCAGGAGGGCUGGGCUUGACAGUCAGGAGAUGUGUCACAGACAAGGGGCUGUUGGGGCAUCCGCCUCAGGGAAUCCUGUGUGCCAGGCUGUGAUCCAGGUCACAGGCAUCAAGUCCCAGCCUGGCCCUUGCCACUACUUCCUGAAGAAGAUCGCAGCUUCAGUAGCUAUAGAAUGACCCUUGGGUAGCAUUUCAGGAGGGGAUGGAUUUCUGGUCCUUCCUGUGUGUCUCUUGCUGACUGACCUCAUACCAGUUCCUAUAACUCUGUGCCUUGUGUCCUCUCAGUAAGGACUCCCCCGCCGCCCCCCCCCCCCCCCCGACAGGGUCUCACUAUUGUAGCUCUGGCUGUCCUGGAACUCACUCUGUAGACCUGACUGGUCUUGAACUCAGAGACAUCUGCCUUCCUCUACCUCCUGAGUGCUGGGAUCAAAGUUGUGUGCCACCACACUUGCCUCAGUAAAGGCCUUCUAAAAACGGGGACAGUGUACAAUUAUGUGGAAACUUCUGGAAAGCCUUUGUUCUCACCGAGGGACCCCUGCAUGCCAGUGAGGUUCUUCUGGUGCUCAUGGUGGUUCCCCUGUAUUUUAAAGCACCGCCCGCAGACUUGGUGGGCUUUUUUUUUUUUUAAAUUAAAAAUGAUCCUAGUAUUUGUUA
Messenger RNA from Myodes glareolus (Bank vole), 2117 nucleotides. The record is from RefSeq and is a predicted model, not a curated record. NCBI's taxonomy places the organism in Eukaryota, Metazoa, Chordata, Mammalia, Rodentia, Cricetidae.